Messenger RNA from Musa acuminata AAA Group (dessert banana), 3172 nucleotides. RefSeq lists its product as uncharacterized. Gene Ontology annotation, cellular component: membrane; Golgi apparatus. Lineage: Eukaryota; Viridiplantae; Streptophyta; Magnoliopsida; Zingiberales; Musaceae. The transcript has a single exon. Gene Ontology annotation, molecular function: zinc ion transmembrane transporter activity. Gene Ontology annotation, biological process: intracellular zinc ion homeostasis; transmembrane transport; zinc ion transport. Bases 60 to 2693 code for a protein of 877 amino acids. The record is from RefSeq and is a predicted model, not a curated record.
UAAUUGCACAACUCCGCCCAUCGCUGGAUCUCUACGCUCGUCUCGCUCCGCCUGCCGCCAUGACCGGCUAUCACCACCACCGCCUUUCCGCCCCCUCGCCGAUCCCCAUCCCCGCUCGCGUCUACCCUCCAUCAUCCUCCUCGCCCUUUCCCUCCACCCCCUCCUCUGCCUCCACCCCGUCCAAGCGUCGCCGCCCCCAAUACCAUUCCUAUUCCUCCUCCUCCUCCGCCGCCGCCACCUCCCUCCUCAUCCUCCUCUCCCUCCGCUCCCUCUACUCUCUCCUCCCCUUCGUCCGCUCCUCCCCCGCCUCCACCUCCCUCUUCCCCUUCUCCUUCCUCGUCUCCCUCCUCUCCUUCGCCCUCUCUCUCCUCGUUCCCCCUUUCCCUGAAUCCCUCAAAUCCCUCCUACGCAGCCUCCCCUCCUCUCCCUUCCCCCUCCGCUCCCUCGCCGCCAAGUCCGCCCUCCUCACCCUCACCCUCCUUCUCCGCUUCCACUCCCUCCGCUACUGCCCCGCCGGAGCCGCCAUCCUCGCUGACUUCGCCGGCGCCCUCCUCGCCAAGUCCCUCUCCGAUCACCGCCCUCGUGCCCCCGCCUCCCGCCGGAGGAUCUUCGGCCUCGCCGCCCUCGCCACGGCUGUCGCCCUCCUGUCGUACAGCUGGGACCGGAUCGGGUGCUUCCCGAUCUCCUCAUCCCCUCCGCCGAUCGAGGGCUGCGCCAGGAUCGCCCCCAUGCUGCUCCCACUCCUCUCGGGGUUUCUAGGGUUUUACGAGAGGGCCUCCUCGAAUUGGGGCUCAUUGAAGCAGCUGGGCCGCAGACGGGUGCGUCUGCUCUCGCUUGGAUUCACCACUGCCAUGCUGUUCGUUCCGGCAUGCAUCAGUUUUCUCUUUGUGGACAGCGGUGAUGGCAGUGCCGAAUCGAUUGGUGCGCUUGGCUGGCCGCUGAUCAAUACGGUCGUCUUUGGCGUCGUUCUGGGUGAAAAUUAUGGUGAUGACAAGCUACUUUUCAGCGCAAAGGACUUCCGUCGGGAUUUCUUGUUGACCUUCUUCUGCACGCUUGUUUUGGAGCUCUUUUACUUCCCCAGGCUCUCCCUUCCUGGGUUUCUGUUCUGUGGCUUCUUGUUGUGGAUUGGAGUUAGGGAAUUGGGCUCGUCCUCCCUGAGUUAUGUCGAACUCGGUAGUUCUGAUCAUUCGGAGUCCUCGUCUUCUAUGAUCACGAAACCCAUUCGCCACAUUUUGAGCGAGAGGAAGUCCCGCAAGAUUGCUCUUUUCCUUCUGAUCAACACCGGCUACAUGGUGGUGGAGUUUGUGGCGGGUUUCAUGAGCAACAGCCUUGGUUUGAUAUCUGAUGCUUGUCAUAUGCUGUUUGAUUGUGCUGCAUUGGCAAUCGGGUUGUAUGCUUCUUACAUCUCUAGGCUGCCUGCCAACAGUCAGUUCAACUAUGGCCGUGGUAGGUUUGAGGUGCUUUCUGGAUACGUGAAUGCUGUGUUCCUGGUUCUUGUUGGUGCACUGAUUGUACUUGAGUCAUUGGAGAGGAUUCUUGAGCCGCAAGAGAUCUCGACAAGUAGCUUAUUAGCUGUUUCGAUUGGGGGUCUUCUUGUGAAUGUGGUGGGCUUGAUCUUUUUCCACGAGGAGCAUCAUCAUGCACAUGGUGGAAGUGGUACUUGUUCUCAUUCCCACUCACAUGCCCAUUCACAUGAUCAUCAUCAUCACCACCACCAUCACCAUGACCACCAUGGGCAUAAACAUGUAAAUGAGAGUGUUGGCCAUGAUUCUGAUGUUCAACAUCCUGUUGUGGUUUCUCAUGAAUCCACCGGAGGACAUUCUCACAGUGGCCAUGAUCAUCAUGUUUGUAACCAUGAUGGCCAUCAUCACCAAAAUGAACAUAGCAAGAAUGAGUCAUUUAAGUGUCAUGGUCAUGGACAUGAUGACCACCACAGUCAUGGUCCUAGACAUGAUGACCACCACAGUCAUGGUCAUGGACAUGAUGACCACAUUCAUGGUCAUGAACAUGAACACCAAGUUCAUACUGAUCAAGAUCAUAGGACACUGGGACAUGGACAUCAAAGAGCUGACGUAUUUGACAGAAGUUCUCAUACUGAAGGUCACAGUCAUGGCGAUAAGGAAAGCCAUAGUAGCAAAGAGCUUCCAAGCUUGUCUCACUCCUCAGCAAACAUUCAUAACUACUAUUUACAGUCAGGGGAAUCAUCUGAUAAGGAAAAGUCACUUAGUGAUUCACACAAGCAUCAGCACAUUGAUCACAAUAUGGAAGGCAUUUUCUUACAUGUUCUGGCUGACACAAUGGGGAGUGUUGGGGUCGUGAUCUCAACCCUACUAAUUAAGUACAAAGGAUGGACUGUGGCAGACCCAGCAUGCUCUAUAUUUAUUUCAGUUAUGAUAGUUUCUUCUGUGCUUCCAUUGUUGCGGAACUCUGCUGAAAUUUUGCUGCAAAGAGUUCCUAGAGCUCGUGAACAUGAUUUGAGGUUAGCCGUGGAUAAAAUUGUGAGGAUUAAGGGUGUCCAGGGCAUUCAAAACAUGCAUGUAUGGAACUUCACAAACACGGACGUUAUUGGAACGAUGCAUCUUCAUGUUUUGGCAGAAACUGAUAAGAUUUCUGCUGCAAAUAGUUCUUCAAAACUUCUGCAUGAAGCUGGGAUUAGGGAUUUGACUAUUCAGGUGGAAUGUGUAAAAGGUUAGCAACAGGAAAAUUUUGGAUACAUUCCUUCAUACUACCACAAGCACUGGAAGUGGGUAUUUUAGAUGCUUGCUAGUCAAGUGCAAGCUGCUUGUGAAACAUCUUUGGAACAACAGAGUAGAUUUCCACUGAUUCUGAUAAUUUAAUGUGUAAAAACUUUGCGAUCAAACUUUUGCUGUUGCUCUCUGUUUUCCGGCCUGGGCAGAUAUGAAUCUGAAAACUUCUUACUUACAGAAGCACAGUAGAUUCUUUUACUUUAAGCAACAUAAAUUUUGCUGUACGCACUGCUAAGUCAACCAAAACAUGAAUACCUUAUUGGUUGUCAUGAUAAUCUCUCCUGAGUAGCUAUAGUGUAGCAUCCAUGUUGGUACUUUCUUUACUGCAUUUAACUACUGUAAGUGGUCUACUUUUUUACAAUCAUCAUUUACAAACUACUUUGUACGCUAUUUCUUUUUAUGAUUACCAUAUAUAUGUUGGAAGA